Messenger RNA from Exophiala xenobiotica, 489 nucleotides. RefSeq lists its product as uncharacterized. Lineage: Eukaryota; Fungi; Ascomycota; Eurotiomycetes; Chaetothyriales; Herpotrichiellaceae. The record is from RefSeq and is a predicted model, not a curated record. Bases 1 to 489 code for a protein of 162 amino acids. The transcript is spliced from 2 exons.
AUGAAGAAACUGAGGCAACGUCUGGCGGACGCGAAGGCCUUCGAUUCCAGAUUCAAGCGUGCGCUCAGGUGUCAAAAGCCGGUGGUCGACAUUGCAAACGUUGGUCUACUGCACCAGAUACACAUUGGGCGCCAGUAUUCCUCACAUCUUGUCAAUGUCGAAAGUCGCCAAGGCCAUGAGUUGUACACUCGUGCGCUUCAACAGCCUGAAGUCUUGGAUAACAUGCUAGCAUUCACUAGAUGGAACUCUUCGUUGCUCAUCAGCGACGGCAGAGUGGCCGAAGUCAACCGAGCACGUGCUCUUCUGAUUGUGCGAAGGCUCGAUCCGCAGGCGCUCUGCGUCGCGAUCGCAGUCAUCAUGUCGCUCUCCGUGGCUGCCGGCGUCGUCGCAGGCGUGCAGCUGGGCCGCAUCGACUUGGGUCUCGCUAUCUGUAGCUGUUUCGCGGCAAUAUUGUCAUGUAUAGAGGCAUUGUUGAUUUUACUGCAAUGA